Molecule: messenger RNA, 3999 nt
Organism: Aquila chrysaetos chrysaetos
Lineage: Eukaryota; Metazoa; Chordata; Aves; Accipitriformes; Accipitridae
Product: olfactory receptor 52K2-like
Exons: 2
Coding region: 1988-2998 (336 amino acids)
Biological process (GO): G protein-coupled receptor signaling pathway
Cellular component (GO): membrane
Molecular function (GO): olfactory receptor activity; G protein-coupled receptor activity
Source: RefSeq, a predicted model, not a curated record
GCGAAUGUGCAUGUUUGGUUUUUGAAGGUGUUUCUGCAGUCACUCCGUGGACCACCUUCAGAAGUCCUACAGAACAGAUGUGAACAAAACCCAAUCCGAUCUGGCACCCUUGCCAUUACAACGUGGUUGUACCAGGGUCAUCCCUAACAGAUUUUUUUCCCACUUGGUCUUCUGCAAAAAUGGAUUAUCAGUCUCCUUGGGCACUGCAACUCUAUUUUCAUCAUUGCAUUUCUAUCUUUACCAUUGGAGAAAUUUUCUUUAAGCCUAGACUGAAUUUCUCCUACUUUUUCUGGGAUUUAGACCCCUGACUUGUCCUUUCAGAGGACAUGUAGGACAAUUAUUCCUUUCCACUUCACUGUAGCCUUUAACAUGUUUCAAGGCUCUUCUCAUAGACUGUUCCCCAGGUGAGCUAGUCCCCUCAGCUCUCCAGCUUAACUUCAUCCUUAUUUCUGAACUCCCUCUAGUUUGCCAUUAUUUUCCCUAAAGUGCCAGCCACAAUGCACUUCAAUCUGCAGACCUCCAGCUCAGUCCUUUGCCCCUGCACUUCACAUUCAUCCUACCUGAGGGUGUUCCACUGAACAAGCAAUUCUGAGAGUAUGAUUUGCUCAGAAACUUUAAUCUGCUAACAAGUUUUAUAAAUGACAAGAAAGCAAGCAAUCAGAUUUGCUUGGAAAGAUCUACCCCUGAUAAUGUGAUGCUUUCUGGACAUGUCACAUUCUGCCUGCAAGGUCCUGCUGGAAAACAGCAAUUAAUCUGGCUGAGAGAUGGGUUGCACCCCUGGGAAACAGAAACCCUAGUGCCUCUCCUUCCUGAGGCGAAGGUGACGUGGGCAACUGGACCUCAAAAGCAUGGGACUAUUGAAACCACAUGUAAAGUGGAGCUCUUUGAAGACUGAUCUUAAGCAAACUGUUGUGCAUCAUCCAAGACCCCUUUGUGAGACCUCGUCUGUGUGACUCUAACCAGGCACAGCCAAGAAAGGUGCUUUAAAGGAAGGUGUAAAGAGGAAAACUGCUUGUGCGACGAGGAGCAGAACUCUGGUCUUGUGAAAGGGGACAAAGGAGCAGAGGCUCUUUCGCUUAGCAAAUGUCAGGCUGGAUUGUGUGGCUUUAUAGACACACUGGGGUGCAAAUAGCAGGGAGGGAAAAGUGUAAUCAGAUUUAAUUUCAGAGGUGAUAGAAACUGGAUGGGAUCACACUGAGAGAGGAAAGUAGAGGUAAUUUCCCAGCUGCUGGAGCAGGGUGGAGGGUUGGAGCCAUCUUCCAGCAGAUGCAUGAAAGCAAAAUAUCCUAGGAUGCUGACUAUCAGUUUUCCUGGAUAAGGUAAGCUGUCACACCUAAAGCAACAGGCACUCGGCUCUGUGAUCCAGAAAGUCCUUUUCAGCUCCAUCUUUCUAGAUACAGAGCAAGACAAAUGGGAGCUGAAUAUGGUAAAUCGAAUAGUCGGUGCUGAUGGAGGCUUUAAAAAUUCUCCUGCAGGUCUGGAAUAAAACUUCCAUCAUCUGAGGUUUACUUACUUCCACGUCUCAUGGUGGUACGUGGAGGAAGAACAAGGAUUCUACUAACUCUUCUCUGCCCAUUUUGAUGUAGGAACUAUGGGUCCUCAACGACACUAGCAAAUGUCAGGCUCACAAGAAAGGGAAGGGGUUAUUUCACAAAAGGUGCCAUUAGUUUGUGAAACUCCUUGCUAAAAGAUGGUGUGGGUGCUAAAAUUUUGCACAGAAGAGGCUAGAUGGGUUUCUGGGCUAGGGUUAAUUAAAAUGGAGAAAACACAUCCAGUCUAGGAAGUCCCUGAGCUUUAAAUUGUUGGAAGCUGGGAAAGUACACAGGAAAAGUGUCAUGGUAUGUUUCCUUUCUCAUAGUCUUCCCUAAGGGUCUGCUUUUGAUGCUGGACAUAGGAUCUGAGGCUGGAUGGACCUUUGGUGUGACCGAGGGUAUGGCUGUCCUUGUGUGCCUGGGCUCUCCUCACUUAGGCUCCUGCAGUGACCACCAUGCCCCACGCGCACCCCACCAACACCUCGCUGUCGGAGCUGCACCUGACAGGCAUCCCGGGGCUGCAGCACCUGCACCACUGGAUCUCCGUCCCCUUCUGCAUCAUGUACCUUGUCACACUGGCUGGGAACAGCACCCUCCUGUGCGUGAUAAAGGCUGAUCCCAGUCUGCACCUGCCCAUGUUCCUCUUCCUGUCCAUGCUGGCAGUCAUUGACCUGGUGAUGUCCACCUCCAUUACCCCAAAAAUGCUGGGCAUCUUCUGGUUUCACUCCACUGCCAUCAGCCUGGAUGCUUGUCUUACCCAGAUGUACUUUGUUCAUGCUUUCUCUGUGAUGGAGUCGGGGGUGCUGGUGGCAAUGGCCUUCGACCGCUACGUGGCCAUCUGCAAUCCACUGCGGUAUUUGUCCAUCCUGACCUGCCCUGUUGUGGCUGCCAUUGGCUUGGCUACCCUGCUCAGGGCUGUGGUUUUCAUGAGCCCCCUCACUUUCCAGAUUCACCGCCUGCCUCUCUGCAGCCCAGCAGUCGUGGACCACUCGUACUGUGAGCACAUGGCCGUGCUCAAACUGGCGUGCAGAGAUGCUGCCUUCAGCAACACCUACAGCCUCUCCAUCUCCACCUACGUGGGCAGCUUCGACUCGCUGCUCAUCGCCCUCUCUUACGCACUCAUCCUCCGAGCUGUACUCAGCCUCUCCUCCCCACAAGCCCGCAGAAAAGCCUUCAGCACCUGCAGCUCACAUCUCUGCCUCAUAGCCCUCUUCUACAUCCCUGGGCUGCUCUCCAUGUACAUGGAGAGGUACCAUCAGGAGCUCCCACCCCACAUCCAGGUCCUGUUGGCUGAUAUCUACCUCCUCAUCCCGCCGGCAUUCAACCCCCUGAUCUAUGGCAUCAGGACAAAGCAGAUUCGUGAUGGAGUGUGCAAGGUGAUCUCCCAGAGACCCACAGCAGGACGGAUUGGGCCUGGCCUUCAGGGCACAGGGCUGGGACUCAUGAAGACGAAGUCCGUUCCCUAGAAUGGCCAAAACCUCUUCUGGACCUUGGUGCGGCUCUCAGUGUAUGUUCAGAGCCGCAGGUGCCCCAGGAAACAUUGGCACCCACUGAACUCAGGUCAGUACCAAGGGCUUCAGCAGGUUGUUCUCCUGCCGGUCCCUAGCCCAAGGCAGUGAUAUUGGCACGGCACCUCUGGGUGGUCCAGUUCCCUCAGAUCUCCCAACAUAAAUAAGGAUUGCAGGCACCACCUGAUCUUGUUCUGGCAAAAUGACGUAGCGCAGCUGAACCACAGAAAACAGCUGUUUCCUUAAUAUACCACUUUAUGUGCAGCAGAGCCAUGCCAAGGGGUGUAAGAGACAUGGGAUCACAGGACCACGGGAUAACUCAGGCUGCAACGGACCUCAGGAGGUCUCUAGUCCAACCUCCUGGUCAAUGCAGGGUCACCUACAAGGUCAGACCAGGUUGCUGAGAACAUCCCCUCCCUCUCGGUGAAGGUCUGUCAGCCCUGGGGAGCAGGUACCCACACACAGUCACCACCAUUCUGAAGGCACAAACACAGAGCACACUUUAUCUAUCUCUCACCAAAGUUAAUCCCCUGAACACCUCUCUGACUCUCCCCUGUCUCUGUUCCCCACCCCUACAGAGGGGCUACACCAGAGCAUCAGUUCAGUAGCAUCCAGUUGACAUCUCCUUGAUGACUUCUUCAUGCUCUGACAGGUAAAGUCACCCCAGUGGAAGUGGCAGUUGGUCCCUCUGCACAGGAGAAGUGCCGUGGAGGCUAGCACAGACAGCUGAGGGAUUCAACAAACAUAAAAGUUUUUUGUAAUGGUUCUGAGUGGAGAGAAGAGUGGAAAGCCAGAGUUUCCAAACCAUCUUGCUCUCUCUGGCAAAAACAAAAGGAUUUUUCUCCACUUCAGAUAGACUUCUUUUAGUUUACAUUUUGCACAUUGGUCUCAUGGGCAGCCAGCAGCCUCUGGAGACAGACAUAACCCUGAGACCUCAACGGUAUGACACUACAAGGGAG